This is a messenger RNA of Helobdella robusta, 495 nucleotides long. RefSeq lists its product as hypothetical. Gene Ontology annotation, cellular component: trans-Golgi network; Golgi membrane. The transcript is spliced from 4 exons. The record is from RefSeq and is a predicted model, not a curated record. Gene Ontology annotation, molecular function: serine-type endopeptidase activity. Gene Ontology annotation, biological process: protein processing. Lineage: Eukaryota; Metazoa; Annelida; Clitellata; Rhynchobdellida; Glossiphoniidae. The annotation marks the transcript as partial.
GGUGUCAGGAUGUUGGAUGGAGAUGUGACUGAUUCAGUGGAGGCGCAGGCCUUGAGUCUCAACAAUUACCACAUCGACAUCUACAGCGCUUCGUGGGGUCCUGAAGACAAUGGGCAGGCCCUCGACGGCCCUGGCACCCUGGCUAGGAAGGCCAUUUUUGAUGGGAUCGUUUCGGGUCGGAAUGGCUUGGGCAACAUAUUUGUGUGGGCCUCUGGUAAUGGCGGUAGUAAGGGCGACAGUUGUGCCUGUGAUGGUUACACUAACAGUAUAUAUACCUUGUCGGUGAGCAGCGUGUCUGAACACGGCACAGUGCCCUGGUAUUCUGAGCCGUGUUCUUCGACGAUGGCAUCUACGUACAGCAGCGGGGCAAAUGGAGCUGAAAAGUCCAUUAUAACGACAGACCUCCAUCACAGAUGCACCACCGAGCACACAGGAACUUCAGCCAGUGCGCCUCUGGCCGCUGGCCUCUGUGCCCUCGCCCUUGAGGCCAAGUAA